UGUGGAGAGGCGAGUCUAUAGGGUUCGUGCCGCGGUCUCCAUCCCUCAGAGUACGGGGAGUGAAUGCAAAGGCACCGAGGUCCAUAAAGCGUAUAAUAUGCGGAACGAGAAUUGGCCGCAAUUAGUGAAGUGAGGUAAAGUGUUUUUUCGAGGGAGAAACAGCCCGGUGGGCGAGCGGGCACCGGGACUUCAGCAACAGGAGAGCUCUGGGUCCAUGCCCGAGGCGUCGGGAUCAGGCCUCGGCCUCGGCCGUGGCCUUGGGAUGAUAGGCGCGAUGGAUUCGCUGCUGGACGAGCCGGACUAUUCAACCUUCGAGAACAAGAGCGGACUGGCUGAGGACAUGAAGUUCCUGGCGAGCAUGCCCGAGCUCUGUGACGUGACCUUCCUCGUCGGCGACACCCGGGAGCCGGUCUGCGCGGUCAAGGCAGUCUUGGCGGCUCGUAGCAGGGUCUUCCACAAGAUGCUUUACCAGGCACCCAGCCCGCAACGCAAGAAGGAUCCGCCACCCCGGGAAAACAAGAUUCGUCUGUUCCUGAAACGGAGCUCGGAGCCACUGCUCAAUCUCCAGAACGCCACUCAACAGCGAUCAGGCUUCGCGCAGCAGCUGGCCCCCAUUCAAGAGCCACAGUCGAACCAACAUCAUACUCUGAUCAUAGAGGAGUUCGAACCCGACGUCUUUCGCCAGCUCAUCGAGUAUAUCCACACCGGCUGCGUGACUCUUCAACCGAGAACUCUGCUAGGCGUGAUGAAUGCUGCCGAUUACUACGGACUUGACGAACUCAGGAGAGCUUGCGCCGGUUUCGUUCAGUGCUGCAUAACGGUCGACACAGUCUGCGCUCUUUUGGCAUCGGCGGAACGGUACAUUCAGUACAAGUGCACGAAAUCGCUGGUGCAGAAGGUCCUGGAGUUCGUCGACAAGCAUGGAAACGAGGUGUUAAAUCUGGGCUCGUUCACCCUUCUGCCUCAGCACGUGGUCCGGUUGAUACUUGCUAGGGAAGAACUCGUCGCCGAAGAGUUCACCAAGUUUCAAGCCGCCCUGAUGUGGAGCAAGAAGUAUUUCGACAGCAACCAGAACACGCCGCUGAAGGACGUGAUCGGCAACUUCCUGGUCUACAUACAGUUCCAAAAAAUACCGGCAAACGUCCUGAUGCGGGAGGUUCACCCGCUGGGUCUCGUGCCCGACAACAUAAUCAUGAACGCAUUGGCCUAUCAGGCAGACCCAACCAGUGUCGACCCCGGGAAACUCUCCCCACACAGAGUGAGGCGUCAGGGACGCAGUAUGUCGGUGCAGUCGUCGCUGGACCCUUAUGGCAGCAACACGACCCUGAGCUCAAGCGGAAGUGACGUCGGUUCGGACCAGAAACAAAACUCGGGUAGCAACUAACCUACAGCCGCGGCCGCCCCAGCUGCGGCCGCUCCGGACGUCCCGAUGCCUUUCCCUGAACGCGAACCCCCCUUACUUGUUCCGCGAGAGGAUGUCGGCGGCGAUCCUGCGGCCGCUGACUUGGGCGGCCUUUACAUCCGCUUUGUCCUUAGGCAGGAAGGCCGGGCAGACCUUGUUUGGCUCUACAAAACCCACAAGUUUUAACCACUUAAACUUAAAAGCAAGGUGUCCCAGGUCGAUCCCUUCGAUUUUAUUUCUUUUGUAAUAUGUUAUAGCGGACUUAAAACUGAGUG
Messenger RNA from Diprion similis, 1677 nucleotides. Its product is annotated as serine-enriched protein. Bases 215 to 1384 code for a protein of 389 amino acids. Lineage: Eukaryota; Metazoa; Arthropoda; Insecta; Hymenoptera; Diprionidae. Gene Ontology annotation, molecular function: protein binding. The transcript is spliced from 10 exons. The record is from RefSeq and is a predicted model, not a curated record.